Molecule: messenger RNA, 2169 nt
Organism: Brassica oleracea var. oleracea
Lineage: Eukaryota; Viridiplantae; Streptophyta; Magnoliopsida; Brassicales; Brassicaceae
Exons: 3
Coding region: 1-2169 (722 amino acids)
Biological process (GO): DNA transposition
Cellular component (GO): extracellular region
Molecular function (GO): transposase activity; hormone activity; DNA binding
Source: RefSeq, a predicted model, not a curated record
AUGGAUAGUAGUGGAGCUGUGGUGAUACAUUUUGAUCAUGGUGGAGACCGGCAUAUUUCUACAUUAGUGAUAAAAGGAAGAUAUGAGGAGAUUACUUAUUCUCAUUUGGUUGAUAGAAUAUGUAAGAAAAUGAAUAUCGAUGUAGCUGCGACAAAGCUUCAAUUGAGUUACUUUCCUCUGGUCGUGGAUAAUAAGAGGCCUUGUUAUAUUUUGGAUGAUGAAGAUGUUUUAGGAUAUUUAAUGGAGGUAGACAAGAAAAACCGGCGUAGUGUCUUGCAUGUGGAGCUUUCCGAAAUCAUCUCAGAAAAUCAGAGUAACAAGCAUUUUUCUAUGAAUGAUGAAAUUAUGAGUGAUGCCAGAGCUAAUUAUGGUAUGGUUGAAGUUGAGGAGUUGGCAAUUGUUCCUCAAAAACAAUCAGAUGGGUACGACCAUGAGAAAAGCAAUGGAGAGGGUGAUGAAAUGGAUGAUAGGGAGGAGUUGGCAGCUGUUACACCAGUUGAAGAAACAGUUGUCAAUGUUGAGUGGGAUGAUGGUAUUGAUAUGAGUAUGGAUCAAGAAUUUGCAACUAAGAAGGAAGUGAGGGAUUUAGUGGACAGAGGAGUGCAUUCGAAUUGUUUUGAGGUUGAUAUAUUGAAGUCGAAUCCUGUUCUUUACUUAUUGAAAUGUCGUGGGGUUGGAUGCAGAUGGUAUUUACGAGCUGCAAAGCUGAAAAACUCGGCAUUUUUCACUAUCAGAAAGUAUAGAAAGAUGCAUACGUGUUUUCGGGGAGAGGGAAGUAUAAUCAAAAGGGGGAAAAGAGGCACACCAAGCUUGGUCGCAUCAGUGGUGCACGCUGAUUAUCCAGGCCAAUUCAAGACUCCAGAUCCAAAUACUAUCAUAAAUUUGGUGAAAAACAAACUAGGAGUCAAGGUUUCAUAUUCUACGGCUUUGAGAGGGAAACACCAAGCUGUCAGUGAUCUGCGUGGUAACCCUGAGGAGAGUUUUGCUAGACUGCCAUCUUACUUGUACAUGUUAGAAAAGAUGAAUCCUGAUACCAUUACACGAUUAGUAGUGGAUGAGACUAAUCAGUUUAAGUAUAUGUUCUUUGCGCUCGGAGCUUGCAUCGAAGGGUUUAAGGCGAUGAGAAAAGUGAUAAUAAUGGAUGGAACUCACCUAAAGGAUGAUCCCCAGCUUGUAUUUUGUACUGAUAGAAACCAAAGCAUCAUCAAGAAAGUACACGAGGUGUACCCAUUGGCAAUUCAUGGAUAUUGCAAUUAUCACUUGUCUAAUAAUGUCAGCGGAGCAUGCAGCAAUGUUAACAAGAAAGGGGUUGCCAAAAAGUUCAGAAAAAUUGCUGGUAUGUACACAGAGAUAGAGUUCAGAAAGUGCUACAAUGAUUUCAGGAGCACGUAUCCUCAGGCCGCCGCUUAUCUAGAUGACAGUGUUCAUGAGACCAAAUGGGCAAGAUGUAAAUUUCCGGGAGAAAGGUACAACAUAGAUACAACCAACACUGUUGAAUCUAUCAAUGGUGUUUUAAAAGAACCAAGGAAAUAUGCGUUGUUGCCAAUGAUUGAUGUGGUGGUGGGGAAGAUUGUAGAAUGGUUUAACAAAUAUCAACAGUUAUCUUUGCGUGUACCAGAGAGGCAGAUACUAGUCCCGUACGUGCAUGGGAUAUGGCAUCACAAUUAUCCGAAGGCAAAAAAGCUCGAGGUGAGGGAGCUAAACAGAUUUGAACGUCACUACAAUGUGAUUGGGAAGGACAGUGUUGAUAUUGACCGGUAUCCUUGUGUGCAUGCACUUGCUGCCAUCAUGGCGCGUGGAGAAAUGGCUGAACAUUAUUGUUCUAGGUAUUACUGGAUGGAGCAGUGGACUUUGGCAUAUUACAGGACAGUAUAUCCAGUGCCUCAUCAUUCUUCAUGGGAGAGUUAUAAAAUUCCUGAAGAAAUCCGAUCUCAGGUUGUCUUCCCUCCUUAUGUUGAAAAAAAGAAAGGAAGACUACAAGUUACUAGAUUCCCAUCUGCAGGAGAAUAUCGGAGGAAGAAAAAGAAGAAGUAUCCACCAUUGGUCGGUGAAAAUGACGGAAGUGACAGCGAUGAAAGUAGCAGCGAGGGAAGUCGCAGCAAAGGAAGUGGCGACGAGGGAGGUGACAACGAAAGAAGUGGUCAUGAUGGAAAUGAGAACAAUGAAUGA